UUUGGGCGUAUCCUCAGGCUUCCAAUGUUUUCCUUUCAUUCUUUUGAAUAUUAAAAUAUUUUUUUUCAGUAAAUUUCUUAUUUUUUCAAGACUUCAUCUGACCUUUAAUCAUCAAAAAAAAAAAAGAAUAAUGAAUGAAGAUUAUUUACGUCGAUUUUUUCAACGUCCACCAAUUUCACCACAAAAAUAUUUAACUUCUAGAGGUUCUAUACAAACAACACCAACAAAAUAUAGACCUGAUGGAGGUGAUAGAUAUAUUCCUAUACGUGAAAGUGAACAAGAAUGGGCAUUUAAAUAUGCAUCAAUUUCAAGUCAUCCAUUGACUGAUGCUUCGAAUAAUAUUCCAGCAAGAAAACUUUUUGAUGAUCAUACAAAUGCUGCUUCAAAUACCCAAAGUAGUACUUCAUCUACAGCUCAACAACAACCAAAUCAACAAUUACCAAAUCAACAACAGCAACAACAACCUUCAUCUAAUUCAAUGAAUAAUAAUGGUAGUGUUGGUAAUAAUGGACCUAAUACUGGGGCACUUCCAUUGGAAGAAACUGGACAUGAUUCGGUUACUCAUCGGGCGUUGUUGAAGAAUGAAUUGUUGAAACAUUCAAUUAUUGAUGUUAGGAGUGAUUGUGACAGUACCGAUAGUGUCCAAAUUUUACAACGAAGUACACCUCAUUCUUUGUUCAAAUAUACACAUAAAGUGCCAAAUUCUGUUGGUGGUAGUUUGGCAAAUGCAGCUUCACCUUUAUUUUCAUCAAGUCCACUUUCUGCAGACAGUCAACGUUUAUUAAAAUCUCCAAGAAAACCACAACGAAAAGUUCCAAAAAAUCCAUAUAAAGUUUUGGAUGCUCCAGAACUUCAAGAUGACUUUUAUUUAAAUCUUGUUGAUUGGUCAAGUCAAAAUAUGUUAUCUGUUGGUUUAAAUACUUGUGUUUAUUUAUGGAGUGCUUGUAAUAGUCAAGUAAUUAAAUUAUGUGAUUUGGGCAAUGAAAAUAGUGAAUCUGUUACUUCUGUUCAAUGGUCUGAACGUGGAGAUUUAUUAGCUGUUGGAACUCAUAAAGGAAUUUUACAGGUUUUUUUGGGCCUUAAAAAAUUUUAUAAUUUUCCUAGCCCUUUGAAAUUUUUUGAAAAUUUUUCCAAGCCUUUUAAAAAUUUUUAA
This is a messenger RNA of Meloidogyne enterolobii, 1153 nucleotides long. Lineage: Eukaryota; Metazoa; Nematoda; Chromadorea; Rhabditida; Meloidogynidae. The record is from the annotation of a GenBank genome assembly.